This is a messenger RNA of Astyanax mexicanus (Mexican tetra), 3778 nucleotides long. RefSeq names its product carbonic anhydrase XII (gene ca12). NCBI's taxonomy places the organism in Eukaryota, Metazoa, Chordata, Actinopteri, Characiformes, Acestrorhamphidae. Gene Ontology annotation, cellular component: plasma membrane. The coding region runs from base 261 to 1790 and encodes 509 amino acids. Gene Ontology annotation, molecular function: zinc ion binding; carbonate dehydratase activity. The record is from RefSeq and is a predicted model, not a curated record. The transcript is spliced from 9 exons.
CGCUCUCUCUGUGUAAAAACGGCGCUUUGCCUCAGUGUUUGUCUGUCUUCUCGCUGGUUAAUUAGCUUCGUGUGAAGUCACGGCUCACAAACAGCCUCAACAACUCGCUCGCGCUCUGUGGAUGUUCCGUCAUGGCAGUGACGUCAGGGCUGGACAGAUUGAACAUGUCAUGCUUAGUAUAAAAGGCAGCUCCUAUUACACGGUGUUAUGAUUUCUCUUCUGAGGCACUUUCUGCGUGAUAAGAGAAGAAGACCGUGGUCAUGAUGCCUUUCACUCUGUUAAUAAUGAUCCUCAUAGCUUUCCCAGUGUCUUCCAAUGGUGGAAAGUGGGGAUACAAUGGGCCUAAUGGAGAGCACCACUGGCCCAAGCACUUUCCAUACUGUGGUGGGGCAUUCCAGUCUCCAGUAAACUUCCAGCCAGAGUUGCUAAGGUAUGAUCCGAACCUGUUCGCCAUCCAGCUUCAGAACUACAACCUGUCCAGCAGGGAGCAGCUCACUUUAAGCAACAAUGGACACUCAGUGCAGCUGUCUUUACCAUCCUAUAUGCAGCUGACUGGCCUGCCCCAUCGCUAUUCAGCAGCUCAGCUUCACUUCCACUGGGGCACCCAAAAUGUGCAGGCUGGCUCUGAACACACGGUUAAUGGCAAGCAGUUUGCAGCUGAGAUGCAUGUGGUACAUUUCAACUCUGGCAAGUAUCCCAACAUCUCCAUGGCAGUGGACAAGUCUGAUGGUCUUGCUGUGCUAGGAGUUUUCAUUGAGGUUGGCGAGUUCAAUCCUGCUUUUGAGAAGUUCUUUAAAUAUGUCAAUGGCAUAAAAUAUAGAGACCAGAAAGUGCAAGUGCCAGCAUUCAACAUCCGGGAACUGCUGCCUUCUCGUUUGGAUGAAUAUUACCGUUAUGAUGGCUCUCUCACCACACCACCCUGCUUCCCAAGUGUGCUGUGGACAGUGUUCAGACAGCCUGUCACCAUCUCACUCAGACAGUACCUGGCACUGGCCACUGCUCUGUACUCUUCGCAUGCUCAAGAGGUGGCCCCGAUGCCCAUGCUUGGCAACUACCGUAAGCCACAGCUAAUGGACAACAGAGUGGUGUUGGUGUCCUUCCAGGAUGGCUGGGCGCUGCGUGGUACUCUUUCAGUGGCAUCUCCCACACAGAGGAGGCAGGUCAUCCAACAGCUGCUGCAGGGAGACCUUGCAGACUUGGCAGAUGAAAAACUCCACCAACUUUUGCCAAAGAUCAAACGCAAGCCAUGGGCUCCUAAGGAGUGGAAGAAUGAUCUGAUCCACCAGCAGAGCCAAAAACAGAGAAACAAGGUGCCGGGCCCCAAUGGAAAAAACCUCCCGGUCUUAAAGAACACAGACCCAAGCCUCAGUCUGGCAAAGCUUGGUAUAAAUGAGGAUGCACUGUGUUUUAUAUCUAUGGAAAAGAACGUAUCUUUUCAGCUGCUGAGACGUCACGCAAACGAGGAGAUGGUCCAUGCUCUGAAAAGAGUUGUCUUCCCAGAGCUAAACCUUAGAAGCUAUUUAAAGUGCAAAUCUGAUUUGGACCUGCAGACCAUAAGGUGUCUUCUCCGCACCAGACCUACAGAUGAGGCGGCAGAGCUGGAGCAGUCCCUAACCAAAGCCACCAGGACGGAUAGACAGCAGACCAUGCCUCUGCCGAGAUCCAUGACACCGAACCGUGGCUCAGCGUUGACCAAGCUGGCAGGACAGACCCCAAUUACUGCUCUGAAGAAUGCCCACAACAUGUUCCCCCCUUUCUACAGACAGAUUCCUGUAGAGUAUGAAGAUUAGCAACCAGAAUACAAUCUCACAACCAGAGCAGAGCACAUUACAGUAGGCAGCAAAGAAUUUACUUCAAUUCUGAAUGCUGUGGGACAUCACAGAUUCUCACAAAACUCUAUUUAAGGUUUUAGUCUGUCUUUUAUCUGUUUUUUUUUUCUUUUGCUUCAGCAAUAUCUAGACAAAAGUAGUAGCAGAAUUAUAAUAGCAGAUUUCAGGAUAUUUAUGUAGCUGCAGACGCACAGAAGUCUUAUUCUAUUUAUUCUAUCCUAUUCUAUUGAUUUGAAAUUAUGCAAUGAUGGUACUUUAAUCUUAUGCUGCUUUCAAAAUCUCUACUAGUCACAGAAAUAGAACAGUGCAUGAUGUGUCAGCCAUGUUACAGCAAAGUUAAACAUCUCAACAAUAAACACAGCUUGCAUGGAGCAAAGCGCAGCAACUCAGUUGCGAUACAUCAGCUCAGUUGCGAUACAUCAGCUCACAGAUGCCUUAUGCUGCGGACAUCACCCUUUUAGUGAUGUGAGAAGAGAAAGUGCCAUCUUCCCACCCAGAGAGAGCAAGGCCAAUUGUGCUCUCUCAGGGGUCAGGUAGCCCUGAGAUGGCAAGCAACAUGACCGGGAUUCAAACCAGCGAUCUCCUUAUCAUAGCGCCAGCUUGGAGCCCAACAAUAUACUCUUUUUUUAUCUGGAACAAGCACAUGUCUUAUCAGGGAUAGUCAUAACACUUGGGAGAAAUGUGUUAUAUUUGAUGUUAUAUUUAUUAAAAGUGCUAGUAAAUAUUAAUUUAAGGACACAGGUUUUCUUUCAUGCAAUAUAAACUUUAUAGCAUUGACAGCUUUAUGGAUUAACUGCAGAAACCAGAACAAAAAACAUUGUAGCAGCAGCAGCAUUCAACCCCUAACAGGAUUUUUUAUGUAGUUAUUUAAAGUAUACAGGGAUCCAUUCAACUUGAAUUAGCUUCUCAAAUUUCAUACUUUAUAAGCUGUUCAUGAAGUAUCAAAUCAAAAGAUAAGGUAUUGUGAUUGUUCUGCUCUUAUUAUAUUAAAAUUUAAUUAAAUCUGAAUUAAUUUUUAUUUAAAUAGAAAUUAAUUCAGUGAGUAAUGUCAAAAUUAUUUUUUUACCUUUACCUGUUACAAAAUAUGAACACGGUAUUCACUCAGCUAAAUCUCCCACAGUGAGAUAUUUUACUGCCUGCCAACAAAAAACAUCGCCUUUUAAAACACAGUAUGCAAACAUGACCAAAUACAUUUUAAUAAAAUAAUUUCCAAGGUAAUACAUCUAAGAAAUCUUCUAACACUCAUUAUAUUCUAUUAAUAUUUUUUUUACUCAUUAAUACUCAUUCAUACCUUUUAAGACCAUUUACCUCUAUGACGUAUAAACCUGCAACUCUUCUUAAUCUACUUAUUUUACUCUGCAGGGAAAAAAACUAGUGAGGUGUACAGUUCAGUUUAAUUGGUUACAAAUGUGUCCCUGCAGACCAUCCUAACCAUAUUACUAUAUUACUAUACCUUUAUAUAAGCAAAUUCUCCUCCAACAUUGACACGUAUGAUGACACAUCCGAUUUUAAUGAUAAUUUUACCAUUUCAUCUUAGUUCCUUUCUGUCACUGAACUCCAGGACCUCCUAAUUCCAGUAAUAGUCUAGACAUGAAACAGCUGUUCUAACAGUUAGCGCACUUUUCUCUGGAAUAUCCAGGCUGAAUUAUUUAAACAUCACAUAGGCUACAGCAACUGGCAAGGAAAUAUUUCAGCAUUUUAUAGGGAAAGCUUACUUCAGUGACAGUAAUUAUACAGUAAAGAGGUUAGAGACAUGCAAUAUGGAAAAAGGCAGCUAAAGAUUUAAACUUAUGGUGCUUAAGCUUUUAAACAUUCCUAUGUUGUGGCUGCUUUUGGCGUGAGUUUAGACCAGAAAUCUCGAACAGGACCAUUUAACGGAUUGACACACUUUUUAUGUGAAGUUUCUUGAUCAUAAACUGUAAAAUAAAUGCAUUACAUGGAGCAAUAAA